GCAUGCGUCAAAGUCAAUUAGUUAUCUCGUUGAAACCGAUACAAGAUCAUCUAAAAAUAGGCUAAUCAACACCAGCAAUACCCCCUUAUUGUAUUCGCGAUCGUAAAUAAAAUGCCAAAACGAAGUUUUCUCGAAGUAGAUGAUACUCUGAUUGGUAGAAAUCUCAAAUUUACGGAACCUGAAUUGAACGAGUUUAAUGAGCCUUUUCGUGUACCUGGCGAGCAAUAUCCUUCAAAAAUCAUUCAACCAACACCUGGUUUUUGCUGUAAAUCAAAAGAAAUUGGUUCAGACACAAAAAUCUUUAUAAAUGUCUGCAAAACAGAUUCAAUUCCACCACCAAAAGAUAUCACCGAAUCCGAACUUGUCGAAAUACUUAACACAGAAGUCGAUGAAAGUGUCGAAUUUCGUGUGCCGAUGAGUAUAGCUGAAAUUCGAACUGAUGUAGAUAAAAAAGGCGAAAAUGUGAAAGUAAUCGAUGUGGCGAUUAACAAAGAUUUUUUUGUAAAAAUGGAAAAAAGCCAACUUUUUACUAAUUUUGUUGUGGCCGUUAUUUUUGAAGCCAUCGCUAACAAAAAUGGAGUUUACGCCACCGAUGAAAGAUUAAUUUUAAAGAAUAAGAAAUGUUUUGGAAAUUUACAAGCGCAUAGAGUCCAACAGAGAGAAAUUGACGAGAAAAUGGGGAUAAAAAAACUUGAUGGAGCGAAUCAAAAUAAAGUUGGAAUUCAAGUUUUAGAAGGCGAUGAUGUUUAUGCCACUCCUGAGUAUCGAUUGUACCAAAGGUUUGAUGACGACAAAAAUUUAUUUGCUGAAGUAAAAUUACCAAAAAUUACAUCUUCAAAGGAAUUAACGUUGGAUAUGAACGAUGAUAGGUUUAUUCUUGAGGCAAAGUAUAAAAAAUAUCUUUUGGAUGUUUUCAUUCCCGUUUUUAUUCAAGAAGAUGAAGUUGUUUGUGUUUUUAACACUGAUACAAAGAUAUUAACAAUAAAAAUGCCAAUAAUACAAAAAACAUAAAGUAUUUUCUAAUCUAAUGGAAUGUACACUAUUCUCAAGUGAGUUUUUUUAUAUAUAUUUUUGAUAUGUUCCUAAGCUUUUUCUUUCAAGUAUUAAUAAUAUUGUUUUAUUAUGUUAAAAAUGUGAUAAAUUUUUUUCUUUGGAAUUAGCACUAAAUAACAAAUUUGCUGAAAAACCAAUAAAGUUAAUAUGCACUUAA
Molecule: messenger RNA, 1210 nt
Organism: Onthophagus taurus
Lineage: Eukaryota; Metazoa; Arthropoda; Insecta; Coleoptera; Scarabaeidae
Gene: Pih1D1
Product: PIH1 domain containing 1
Biological process (GO): box C/D snoRNP assembly; rRNA processing
Cellular component (GO): cytoplasm; R2TP complex; ribonucleoprotein complex
Source: RefSeq, a predicted model, not a curated record